AGCUGCUGCGAGUGCAAGGCAAAAAGUAUGCUAUUACAGGCUAAAACUUUUACGAAGGUAUGGAGAAGUUUGGGUCCCGUAAAAAUAUUUUACAUGUUCGUAGUUUCAAAGGAAUACGGUCGAGGAAUUGGAUUUAAGGACUAACCAAACCUCUGACUAAACCGUACAACAUUGUCCUUGGGUUGGAACUUUUACUAUAUCGGAUUGUCUCGCGCUUUUCUCUAAAACUUGGGGGGAACUUCAGUGUGGCUAAAAUGUCCGCAUCUAUGCAGCCUCUCAACGCUGCGAUGUAUGCGGUCGUUUUCUUACUGUUUUCCCGAAUAGAACUUAUACUUGGAUAUGAUGAAAACACAAGGACGUGUCCGUCUCCGUGCACAUGUGUUGGAGACCUUUUGGACUGCAGUCGGUUGAAAAGGCGUGGAAUUCCUGAAAAUCUUCCCGAAUGGACCGUACAAUUGGACCUGAGCCAUAAUAAAUUGCAGUCGCUCGACAGCACUGUGUUUAGGAAACUGCGGCACUUAAGUGAGAUAAAGCUAAACAACAAUGAAUUUGAGACGGUACCUGAAUUGGGCCCUCAUGCGGCAAACAUCACCACCCUCAUUCUAGCAAACAACAGGAUCACGCAGAUCUCUCUGGAGCAGCUGAGGCCCCUGCAAGGCCUGGAAACCCUGGACCUCAGCAAUAACAGCAUAGUGGAUAUCAAGGCUGACUCCUUCCCUGCGCUGCCUCUCAAGAACCUUAUCAUGAACAACAACCGCGUUUCCACCCUGGAGAUGGGCUGUUUUGUCAACCUGUCCAGCACUCUGCAGGUCCUCAGGCUCAACCGCAACCGCCUCUCAACCAUCCCUGCCAAGAUCUUCCAGCUCCCCAACCUCCAGCACCUGGAGCUGAACAGGAAUCGGGUGCGCAGGGUGGAGGGCCUGACGUUCCACGGUCUGCACGCCCUGCGCUCGCUGAAGAUCCAGAGGAACGGUAUCAGCCGCCUGAUGGACGGAGCCUUCUGGGGCCUCAGUAACAUGGAGGUCUUGCAGCUGGACUACAACAACCUGACGGAGGUGAGUAAGGGCUGGCUGUACGGCCUGCUGACUCUGCAGCAGCUCCACCUGGGCCACAACGCCAUCAGCCGGAUCCAGCCCGACGCCUGGGAGUUUUGCCAGAAACUCAGCGAGCUGGACAUCUCGUCCAACCACUUGACAAGACUGGAGGAGUCCAGCUUUGUGGGCCUCAGCCUGCUUGACGAACUCCACAUCGGGAACAACCGUGUGAGCUUCAUCGCAGACGGAGCCUUCCGAGGACUCUCCCACCUACAGAUGCUAGAUCUGCAGAACAACGAAAUCUCCUGGACCAUUGAAGAUAUGAACGGACCAUUUUCUGCUCUGGACAAACUGAGGAAACUGUUCCUUCAAGGAAAUCAAAUCCGCUCGGUGACCAAGAAGUCAUUCUCUGGCCUGGACACACUGGAGCACCUAGAUUUGAGUAACAAUGCGAUCAUGUCGGUCCAAGGGAACGCCUUUGUGCAGAUGAAGAAGCUUGAGGAACUGCACCUGAACACAUCCAGCCUGCUGUGUGACUGCCAGCUCAAGUGGUUUCCUCUGUGGGUGGCGGAGCAGGCCUUCCUGCCCUACGUGAACGCCAGCUGUGCCCAUCCCCUGAUGCUGAAGGGCAAGAGCGUGUUCACCGUCAGACAGGAGGACUUUGUGUGUGACGACUUCCCCAAUCCUCAGAUCACGGUGCAACCUGAGACCCAGUCGGCCAUCAAAAGCACCAACGUCACCUUCGUGUGCUCGGCGGCCAGCUCCAGCGACUCACCCAUGACCUUUGCCUGGAAGAAGGACAAUGAGGUCCUGAAUGACGCUGAAAUCCACAACCAGGCACACCUCAGAGCCCAGGGGGGAGGCCAAGGCCGUGAAACAGAGGUUACAGAGUACACCACCACACUGCAGCUACGCAGUGUAGAGUUCACCAGCGAGGGGAAGUACCAGUGUGUCAUCUCAAACCACUUUGGUUCCUCCUACUCCACCAAGGCCAAGCUCACUGUCAACAUGCUUCCGUCCUUCACCAAGAUGCCCAUGGACCUGAGUAUCCGGGCCGGUGCCACGGCCAGACUGGAGUGUGCCGCCGUGGGUCACCCGUCUCCACAGAUCGCCUGGCAGAAAGACGGGGGCACAGACUUCCCCGCGGCCCGGGAGCGUCGUAUGCACGUGAUGCCUGAGGACGAUGUGUUCUUCAUCGUGGAUGUGAAGACAGAGGACAUCGGGUUGUACAGCUGCACCGCCCAGAAUACUGCCGGAGCCAUAUCUGCUAACGCUACGCUAACUGUGCUAGAAACGCCCUCCUUCCUGCGCCCUCUCAUGGACCGCACCGUGGCCAAAGGGGAGACUGCGGUCCUCCAGUGUAUCGCCGGUGGCAGCCCUUCCCCCAGGCUCAACUGGACCAAAGACGACAGCCCCCUUGUGGUCACAGAGCGGCACUUUUUCGCCGCCGGCAACCAGCUGCUCAUAAUCGUGGAUGCAGCGGAGGGCGACGCUGGGAUGUACACGUGCGAGAUGUCCAACACGCUGGGCACCCAGCGGGGCAACGUGCGCCUAGCCGUACUGCCCAACCCCAACUGUGACGUGGGGGUGGGCGCCUCAGGAGGCGUAGGCUCGGACGAGGACGGCUGGACCACGGUGGGCAUCGUCAUCAUCGCGGUGGUGUGCUGCGUGGUGGGCACCUCGCUGGUCUGGGUGGUCAUCAUCUACCAUACGCGUCGGCGCAACGAGGACUGCAGCGUCACCAACACAGACGAGACCAACCUGCCUGCAGACAUCCCCAGCUACCUGUCCUCCCAGGGCACACUGGCCGACAGACAAGACGGCUAUAUCCCCUCAGAGAGUGGCAGUGGCAACCACCAGUUCAUGGCUUCCUCCAUGAGUGGAUUCUACAUGCAGCCUAAAGACAUGAAUGGUCUGUGUCAGCUGGACACGGGAAGUGAAGCGGACAUGGAGGCGGCCAUAGAUCCUCUGCUCUGCCAUUACCAAGGACCCAUCAGCUCUCUCCUCAGGAGAGGCAACAUGUACACCGAAGAAUCCUCAGAGGCUUUCACAGGCUGUGCUAUGGACCAGCGGCCCAUCUGCAUAGAUUCCUACAGUGGCAGCCUGACCAGCUCCAAGAGGAGGAACUACUAUCCAUGUGGCGGGGCCCUCCAGGACCCAUUUGACCAUGGGAGCCCCAGUGUGCUGAUGCAGAUGCCCAACGGCAGCAGCUUCCACGGGCCACACCACCUACAGGGCGAAGGCCCCCCCUCCAUGGACGAGGGAGAUGGAAGCGAGUACGGCCGACCUCGGGAGACGAGGCUCUCCUCCUCCAACACAUUCAUGGGAACGUUUGGGAAAGCCCCAUGGAGGCCUCAACAGGAAUUAUACCCCGGAUUUGGACCACCGCCAUUGGCCCUGCACAACAGCAUGAUGCUACACGAGAAUCCCUACGCAGCCCUGGACACAGACUCGGAACGCGAGGAAGACAAGAACAGCGUCCAGUCAAAGAAUUCUAAAUCGGAAUCGGAAAAGAGCGGCAAUAAUAUCUAUGAACAACCAUAUGAUCUCAACAGGACUGCUACUAGUCAGCAAGGUCGAGCGAACACAUAGCUGAAUAUGUGCGUUCAAACAAACUGACAUUCCUUUGAGUUUUUCUUCACAAUGAGGAUGACCAACAAAAAAAAUACUACCUCAGUGAAUGGACACUUUCUCAAUGAUGGACACUGCAAAUGUGCAACGCUUGAAUGUAAAAGGAUAAUGCAUUGUGCCUACAAAAGGCUGAAAAAUGAUAUGAGGAGAUAUUAACAGCGAGGACUGUUCUUUUUUUAAGAAAAUUGGGAAACAUCUUCAAUUGAAGAUAGAAAUGUAUAUAUGAAUGUAUAUACUUUUUUAUACAAAGUUUAUUAUAUUUUGUAAAUUAAGUGUAAAAAAUAGAAUCCAUUAUUUUUGCUGUACUAUUUCCUGUAAAUGAGUAUUUUGUGUUGUGCGACCGUCCACACCUGUUCAGUUAUUCUAGCUUUUGUUUUGCUUGGAGUUAAGCACCCCUUUGCACAUACAUAUACAUAAUAAAACACCAUAACAUGUGCUGCUACGUACAUUAACAGUA
This is a messenger RNA of Oncorhynchus kisutch (coho salmon), 4122 nucleotides long. RefSeq names its product leucine-rich repeats and immunoglobulin-like domains protein 3. The coding region runs from base 255 to 3626 and encodes 1123 amino acids. The record is from RefSeq and is a predicted model, not a curated record. The transcript has 19 exons. NCBI's taxonomy places the organism in Eukaryota, Metazoa, Chordata, Actinopteri, Salmoniformes, Salmonidae. Gene Ontology annotation, molecular function: protein binding.